AUGAUGAAUUCCUACACUUGUUUUCUCGCUUUCUUCUUUAUCUUGCUUGUCUCUGUAAGCUGCAAUAACAUUAUCCAAGAAGCUUGCAACAAAGCUGUAAAGAGUGAUUCCCAACCCAAAGUAACCUUCAACUUCUGUGUUGGGAGUCUACAGAAGCAUCCCAAGGGCGAAACGGCCAGAAGCUAUGAUGAUUUGGCUCCUAUCACGCUUCACAUAAUGAAAUCAGCAGCCAAACAUAGAAUUAAUGGGUACUUAAAGGCUAAAGAUUAUUUUUCGGCUAAGACUGGUGCUAGCGGACUGGUUACUAGUUCGGUCACUUGUGAAGAUGUGUUCAAUGAGGGCAAAAAGACAGUAUCGCCAAUUGCAAAGGAGAACAACGAUUUCUGUCGGCUGGCAAUAAUGCUUCUUACCUUCAUACCUGACGCCAAAUCCGAAUAA
Gossypium raimondii (Peruvian cotton) is the source of this 438-nucleotide messenger RNA. Its product is annotated as putative invertase inhibitor. The coding region runs from base 1 to 438 and encodes 145 amino acids. NCBI's taxonomy places the organism in Eukaryota, Viridiplantae, Streptophyta, Magnoliopsida, Malvales, Malvaceae. The transcript has 2 exons. The record is from RefSeq and is a predicted model, not a curated record.